This is a messenger RNA of Lingula anatina, 2055 nucleotides long. RefSeq names its product beta-1,4-galactosyltransferase galt-1. Gene Ontology annotation, molecular function: glycosyltransferase activity. The record is from RefSeq and is a predicted model, not a curated record. Gene Ontology annotation, cellular component: cytoplasm. NCBI's taxonomy places the organism in Eukaryota, Metazoa, Brachiopoda, Lingulata, Lingulida, Lingulidae.
GCCAGUGUGUCAGGCUCGAGAUAAACUGAUAUUUUCGUCGUAAAAUAUGGCUGGCAGUGCUUCAGGUCCUUCACUGCCAUUUAGGCUUUUUCUUCUACUCAUAGUAAUUGGAGGUGUCUCCAUAAUGGUCAUGAUGAUGAGGACAGCGUCUUUGAAAACAGUUAAAAUUGCUUAUCAUGCCUCGUGGUUUAAUUACAUCAACAUUCUUACUGAAUCCUGGCGGAGGAUGGAAGCAGUUGUUAUGGGCAAUGAGACGAUUCUGUAUAAUUUAGCCGAUCUUCCUGCUGCUCUUCGGAUGGAUGAAGAAUUGGCUGAAGAAAUAAUGACCAGUACUUUUAACCCUAGAGUACUGUACCAUGACCCGAACUUUAUGAAAGCAGUGUCUAAGAUGGAUUUGGAACUAAAUACAUCAAAAUCAUCCCGCAGCCCUAACUUGUCCGAUUGCCCGGACUUGCCAAAGGUACCGUCGUAUGUGAAACCUUACGACGGUUGGAUCCCAGUUCAUAAGGAAGUCAACGAAAAACCAUCGAAGUCUAAAUCCAAAAUACCAAUUACGUCAGAUGUAAAUGAAACACACUACAUCUUCCAAGCCUACUAUGACAACAGAGAAAACGCACGUUUGGUUCGGGUGCUGUCAUUUUCGACAGCUGCAGGAUUGAGACCACUUUUCUAUUGUCAGCUAUGGUUCACAGAUCCAGAAACACGGGUUACUUACAAUCGGGUGGUUCGUGGAGAGAAGAAAUUUCUAUACAGAAAAUGCGAACACAUGUACUUUCCUCUGUUCAUCAACUGUAAAGUCGACAAAGAACACCCGAUUCCAUACGCAGUAUCUAUUGUCCUGGAACGCUGCAUCAUGCCGUACAAUAUUCUUAUGGUAGUGGACACCACGAAACAACCGGAAAAGAAGGACAAUGUGGGCAUCUGUGUAAAACCAAUGAAUGGACCAUAUCAGAGUAGCACCAGGCUGGUGGAAUUUAUUGAAGUAAAUAAGAUGUUUGGGGCAGAACAUCUCAUAAUUUACGACUACGCCCACAAUAAAUCGCUUUUCUUGCCCAUCAUCAGGCACUACGUGAGUAGAAGAGUGAUUUCGGUGAUUCCCUGGUCGCUGCCCCCCUCUUCACGAAAAAUAGCACAACGGCAUGACCCUAAUUUCUUGUCUUGGAUUAUAAGGUGUGGACUAAUUGCUUCGUCAACCGACUGCUUGUACAGGAGCAUGGCACGAUUCAGGUACGUGGCAUUCGUAGACAUGGACGAAUAUAUCGUGCCACGCUCGAACAUUUCUCUGAAAGACAUGAUCCGAGCUCUCCCGAAGGGACACGCUGUGUAUUCUUUUCAAAAUCGUUUAUUUGACUUGGACUGGCUUCCAAAACCACAGGCUCUGCAAGCUCUUCAGACAGAUUCUCGAAUGUUCAGGUACGCUCCGAAAACACUGAUGGUGACGGAAUCAGGGGCGCCAAACGAUACGCUAGCCCUUAAAUAUAUAAUGCAACCGAAGUCAGCUUGGGCAAUACGACUUCAUCAGCCUCUUUUAUUGAAUGACAAUGGGACGCGUUUUACAGUACCAAGUAAUCUUGGUCUGCUGCACCAAUAUCGCUUUCAAGUGUCUAAAAAUUCCAAUGUACAGCUGCAAAGGGAAAUCGAUCCAUACAUGUUGAAAUUCAAGGAAAGCAUCCUUUCAAGAAUCGAUGGAAUUUUUAAUAAAACUCGAGCUACUGUGACAUUGUAAAUUAGAAGCCCUUUAAUUGGGUUCUGAAUGUAAGCAUCAGUCAGCGUUUACAAAACGCCGUCAUAAAAAGGAGAUGACUGCUCAUAAGGAAUGUUUUUUUUUUUACUUUUUUUUUACUUUUUAUUUGUACAAUUCCAAAAACAGAAUGCUGAUUGGUAGUAUGCCAUUCAGCAAUCUUCUCAUUUGCAUGUGCAGUUUCAUAUCAGAAAAAUUCGUUUAUAAACUAUCACUGCAGAAAAAAAUCGAAAUGCAUUCAUCUUCCCCUCUCUAUGAAAUAUUACAUUGAAAGAGAUUAAGUAGUGUACGAAAUAACUUUAUUCUUACCAUUA